AAAGCAUCUUAAUAGUUAAUAUCUUUCAUGGUCCAUCAUCCAAUGAGCGAGGACAAGGCUAAAAGAGAAAGAACAAAUUAAGGUGAGAUAGUAUAUUAUUCCGCUUUUCAGGGUAAGAUAGUAUAUUGUUCCGCUUUCCAUUACUUAUUCUAUGGAAGCACGAGAACAAUACAACCAAGAAACACAAUAUUAAUAUGAACCAGACGUUACCUGCUUUCAUGUGCUUGAGUUUUCUCUGAUGUAUAAGAACUGUGUGUUAAUUACUUAGGCCAUAUACAUACAUAUAGAGUUAGAGAGAUGAUAUCACCAUCAAGUGCCCUUAACAUGGAAGAAGAGGAGAACAACUUAGAAAUUGAAAGAGAUGAGGACUUAUUGGAAGAUCAGUUGCCAGCUGGUGAGAUUCAGUCUCAGCCAUGGAGAGAUCAGAUAACAGUGAGAGGAUUGUUUGUGAGCAUGAUGAUUGGAAUCAUAUACAGCAUAAUAGCCAUGAAGCUCAACCUCACAACUGGAUUAGUUCCUAACUUGAAUGUAUCUGCUGCUCUUCUUGCUUUUGUAUUUGUCAGAAGCUGGACCAAAGUGCUCCACAAGGCUGGCUUUGUAUCCAAGCCCUUCACCCGCCAGGAAAACACCAUUAUACAGACUUGUGCUGUUGCAUGUUAUAGCAUUGCUGUCUCAGGAGGAUUUGCUUCUUAUCUGUUGGGAUUAAACAGGAAGACAUAUGAGUUGUCUGGAGCAGGCAAUGAGGGUAACAGCGCAAGCGCUGUUAAAGAACCUGGAUUUGGUUGGAUGACUGGCUUCCUUUUUGUGGUUUGCUUUGUUGGACUCUUUGUCUUGAUUCCACUCAGAAAGAUAAUGAUAGUUGACCUCAAAUUAACUUAUCCUAGUGGCUUGGCAACAGCGGUUCUCAUCAAUGGUUUCCAUACCCGGGGUGACAAAAUGGCCAAGAAGCAAGUGCGGGGGUUCUUGAAGUAUUUUUCUGUCAGUUUCUUAUGGGGUUUAUUUAAAUGGUUCUUCUCAGGUAUAGAGGACUGUGGAUUCGAACAGUUCCCUACCUUUGGAUUGCAAGCUUGGAAGCAAACAUUCUAUUUCGAUUUUAGCACGACUUUUGUGGGAGCAGGAAUGAUUUGCUCCCACCUUGUGAACUUGUCAUUGCUCCUUGGAGCCGUGCUCUCUUUUGGGCUCAUGUUUCCGCUUAUUGAUCGGCGUAAAGGACAUUGGUUCCCUGACAAUUUAGAAGAAAGUAACAUGAGAGGUUUAUACGGUUAUAAGGUGUUUCUAUCCAUUGCUCUAAUCCUGGGUGAUGGCAUAUACAAUUUCACCAAGAUUCUAGUGUCCAUAGUCCUCAGCGUACUUGAAAGAACGAGGAGCAAGAACCAUAAAAAUGUAGCUGCUACUAAUCCCGCUGGGGACCUUAAACAUAGUGAAACAUUCCUCAAGGAGAACAUUCCCAUGGGGAUUGGACUCGCUGGAUACGUUGUUUUCACGGUCAUUUCCAUAAUUAUAAUCCCACAAAUGUUUCCGCAGCUGAAAUGGUACUACGUUGUGGUUGCUUACAUUUUUGCUCCAUCUCUGGCAUUUUGUAAUGCUUAUGGAGCAGGUCUCACCGAUAUAAACAUGGCAUAUAAUUAUGGGAAAGUUGCACUCUUCGUGCUGGCAGCUAUUACAGGAAAAGAGAAUGGUGUGGUGGCAGGACUUGUGGGUUGUGGACUCGUUAAAUCCGUGGUCUCGGUGUCCUGCAAUCUGAUGCAAGAUUUUAAAACUGCUCAUUACACACGUACAUCUCCCAGAGCAAUGUUCGUGUGCCAAGUAAUCGGCACUGCAAUAGGUUGUGUAACAGCUCCUCUGAGCUUCUUCCUCUACUACAAGGCAUUUGAUGUGGGAAACCCGAACGGAGAAUUCAAAGCUCCUUAUGCGCUAAUAUACAGAAACAUGGCAGUUAUAGGUGUUGAAGGUUUCUCAGCAUUACCCAACCAUUGCUUGCAGCUUUGCUUUGGGUUCUUUGCUUUUGCCAUAGGAGUAAACAUGGUAAGAGAUUUUUCACCCCAAAAGAUUGGGAAAUGGAUGCCAUUACCAAUGGUCAUGGCCGUACCAUUUCUGGUUGGGGCAUACUUUGCAAUUGAUAUGAGCAUAGGUAGUUUGAUUGUGUUCGUGUGGCACAAGCUUAACACCAAGAAGGCAGAGUUGAUGGUUCCAGCAACUGCCUCUGGACUAAUUUGUGGGGAAGGACUCUGGACUCUUCCUGCUGCAAUUCUUGCUCUUGCGAAAAUUAAUCCUCCUAUCUGCAUGAAAUUUGUUGCUUCCUAGAACUUGGCCGAGCACAUAAAGCAAUGAAUGCCUCACGCUAUAUUCAAUGCUAUAGGAAUUAGCUAGUAGUGCAACCUCCUUUAUUUUUAUUUUAUUUUGGUCAACGCUAGUACACUAUGAAGCACACAUCAGUUAGAACAGUUUGUAACACAUCACAAUUUUCUGACAAAAAUAAGGCAUGUUUCUAUAAGGCAGCUCUCGCAUGUAAAUUCCCCCUACCCCAAAAAUAAUAAUAAACGAAACCUCU
Molecule: messenger RNA, 2551 nt
Organism: Gastrolobium bilobum
Lineage: Eukaryota; Viridiplantae; Streptophyta; Magnoliopsida; Fabales; Fabaceae
Product: metal-nicotianamine transporter YSL1-like
Exons: 6
Coding region: 298-2304 (668 amino acids)
Biological process (GO): response to iron ion; seed development
Cellular component (GO): plasma membrane
Molecular function (GO): iron-nicotianamine transmembrane transporter activity; oligopeptide transmembrane transporter activity
Source: RefSeq, a predicted model, not a curated record